AUGGGUUACGAGCUCGUGAUUUCCCUUAAAUACGAUGUCAACGCGGACAAGAACGAGUUCUACCAUGGAGGCCUUUUUCUGGAUUCUCGAUACCGGCGUUCACCCGUCCACAGCCUCGACGUAUCUUCCCAUUAUGCUUACGUGCUGUUCUUCAGUUUCGCCUCCUGCACAGUGCGUACACUAAUUUGA
This is a messenger RNA of Baudoinia panamericana UAMH 10762, 189 nucleotides long. RefSeq lists its product as uncharacterized. Bases 1 to 189 code for a protein of 62 amino acids. NCBI's taxonomy places the organism in Eukaryota, Fungi, Ascomycota, Dothideomycetes, Mycosphaerellales, Teratosphaeriaceae. The transcript has a single exon. The record is from RefSeq and is a predicted model, not a curated record.